Molecule: messenger RNA, 2886 nt
Organism: Hemisphaericaspora subhashii
Lineage: Eukaryota; Fungi; Ascomycota; Pichiomycetes; Serinales; Debaryomycetaceae
Gene: SEC5
Product: exocyst subunit
Exons: 1
Coding region: 1-2886 (961 amino acids)
Biological process (GO): exocytosis; Golgi to plasma membrane transport
Cellular component (GO): exocyst
Source: RefSeq, a predicted model, not a curated record
AUGAAUAGAGACAUUGAUGAUGCUUGUCUUAUGUCAUUUUAUGGGGUUAAGACAUUGACUCCCAAGAAAUUAAGUCAUUUGAAUAUCACCGAAAUUGAUUAUCCCGACAUUGACGAAAUCUCAAAACUAUCAGUUGAAGAACAAUUCACAAUCUUAAAUCAAUUGGUUAAUCCUAAUCAACAAGAGAAAGUCAAUCUCAAUUUAACAGAUAGAGAUGUAGAAGAUCCUUUGAAAGGACAAGGUACAAAUGUCGUAAUGGAUUUAAUACAAAAGGGUAUUAUUACUUCACCUCGGGAUCCAACGGUCAAAAGUUAUUUAAUUGGUUCGCAAUCCUUCAAUUCUCAAAAAUAUUUAACUACUAUUCAUCAUGAUACUCCAAUUCAACAAUUAAACUUUUCAUUGAAUUUCCUUGAGGAUAAUAUUCAUAGUCAUACCAAUGAAUUAAAGGGGGCAAUUGAUCAAAAUUUCAUACGAUUUAUAAAUUGUAAGAAAGCCAUUGAUGAUGUAUUGGUUGAAUUCAAGAAUCUGAAAACUAAAGCCCAAAAGGAAAGAGAUAAUGCUAGAGUAUUUAAUCCCGAAAAACAUGCGAUUCGUGCUACGACAGGAAAGGGUGAACUUGGAUUAGUCCAGGAAUUAGAAGGAGCAAUUAAUAAUAUGAAUACUACAACAUCUUUAAUGAUUAGACCAAUUUCAGAUAAAAAGAAUAAAGAAAUUAAAUUAUAUAAUAUGAUUAAUUUUAUUAAGGAGAAUAAAUUCUUUUUUGAUUUACCUGGGAUUUUAAUAAAUUCACUUUCAAAUCAUAAUAAUGAAAAACUUAUUGAUGAUUAUAAUGAAUUUUUAAUUCAAAAACGGAAAUUCUUUGAAAAUCUUGAAAGUCAACAAAAUGCCAAUUUGAUUAAGUUUACAAAAGAGAAGAAUGAAGAAGCUAUUAAGGAAUGGGAACAAGAGAAACAAAUCAAGAUAACCAUUCUUUCCAAAGUAUUCAAAGAAAUAGAUGAAAUCCGUGGACAAUUUAGCAAAAGAACAUAUAAGGAAUUACUUACAUUAGAUAAUGAUGCACUUUCAGAUACAUUCAAGGAGAACUCCAAAUUUAUUUCUUUGAUUGAUAAUUUAUCUAAAUUAAAUCCUUCAACUCAAACCAAUCCAAUUUCUGAAUUUUUAGCUAAACAGAUUGAUACUAUUUCCAAAAAUUUUGAAUAUAAAGUUUCCAAAUUUGAUAAUAAAUUUUUGUUAAUGCAAAGUAAAUUAUUGGAUUAUAUAAACUCAUUGAAUAAGAAUCGUCAAUCUGGUUCUCAUAUUAAUUAUAUUUCUGAAAAAUAUAAGAAUUAUCGAGAUGAAGUGACGGAUGCCAAAACAAGCGACGAAAGAAUCACUAUCAUUCAAGAAGCUUUUGGAAAUAGUGAUUCUUUGGAUUUGCCUUUGGUGAAUGAAACUUGGUUAGUAUUGUACAAUUUUAUUGAUUUCCUUGAUCAUUUAUUAUUGAACAAUUUAAACAAAUGUUUGAGUAAUUAUCAAUAUUAUGCAAAACAACGUGGAAUUGAUCCUGAAUGUAAGAUUAGAGAUUCUAUAAUUGAUUUAAUUAACAAAGUCGUGCUAUUAUUAGCUACAUUAUUUGACGAUGAUGAAUCCAAUAAUUCCAAUAAUCAAUUGGAAUCUUCACCUAGAUUCUAUAAACAAUUUGUUCCAUAUUAUACCAAUUCCUUAUCAGCAAUUUAUCAUCUAACUAAAAUCAACACCAAGCUAAAUCGGAUUUUUACCAGUUUUGGUCAAAAUGUGGGUACAAUUGGAAAUCUCACCAAAUAUCCUGACACUAAUAAAACCUUGAAAUCAUUAAAGUCAUAUAGUUCCAAAAUCAAUCAAAAAAUAAUUGAAGCAAUUUGUGCUGUAUGGGUGAAUGAUUGUAGUCAAUUUUAUGAUAUAGAAGAUUGGAAAACUGAAGAAGAAAUUGCUUUGCAUACAAUCAAUGAUUCCGUGGCCAAAUAUACUAAAUUUGUAAGUAUUAUUGAAUAUUAUCAAAUGUAUGUUAUAAUUAACAUUGCUGGAUUGAUUUUCCAAAAGGAAAAACAACAAGAUCAACAAUCAGAAUUUAAGAUUGUAAGUGCACAUCCAAGUAAGCGAAUCUUGGUAAGUAUUGAAAUUCAAUUUAUGAGAAGUUUGAAUAUAUUAGUGGAUUCAGUAAUGAAAAAAUAUAAUAUUGAAAGAUCUUUAGUACCUCAAAAUAUGUUGGAAGAAAAUUGUGAUGUUGAAAUAUUUAAAAUCUUAACUGUGAAUAAUUUAGAUCGAUUGUCAAGUCAAAUAUUCCCUAGAUUAAUUCGAAAAUUUGAUCAAUUAUAUCUCAAAGAUUUACAAAAACAAAAUUUGAAAUUAUUUGCUGAUAUAGAUAAAGCCAAUAUUACAAUUAUUGAUGAUAUUUUAACUAAUGAAAAAUUAUACAUCAAUACUCAAAUCAAUAAUUUCUUUAAUACCAAAUUCGAACCUAAAGAAUUGAGAAUUGACGGAUUUAUUUAUAAAAUCUUAGUUCAUUUUGUCAAAUUAAUCAACAAGAUCAAACCAUUAACCGCAUUAGCCAUAUUUGUGAAAAUCAUAAAUGAACUUCAAUUAAGUCUAAUCAAGACCAUCUUGGAUAAUUUACGAAAGUUUGAAAUCUCAAGUAUUGCAUUGGUUAAUUUGAAAUUAGAUGCAACUUUCUUAUUGAAAGUAUUUGAUAAUUCAAGAAAUUUGAAAUUGAAUGAAAAUUGUCUGAAAAUAAUUCAAAUCUUAUUGAAUACAAUUGAUGAACAAUAUGAACAAUUUGGUAAGAAUGCGUUUAGUUAUUCUCAGGAACAAUUCCAAUUGGUGCUACAAGAUAAUUUGAAUUCUUCUUCAAGUGAAUUUAGUUGUUUUUAG